Molecule: messenger RNA, 2332 nt
Organism: Anolis sagrei ordinatus
Lineage: Eukaryota; Metazoa; Chordata; Lepidosauria; Squamata; Anolidae
Source: RefSeq, a predicted model, not a curated record
AUACUCCCAGGCUCAUAUGGGAAGACUGUCGUUUCCAGCUGUGUGUGCUCAAGUUGUUUCCAAUUAUGGCAACCCUAUCCCAGGUUUUCGGAAGUGAAGAGUGUGUGGCUCACCCAGUGUUCAUGGCAGACCUGUGCCACAUUGACGCCUAUAUGGAAAUAUACAGUUCUUGAGAGACUUGUCUUUCUGAGCCCCAUUUUCUUAUCCCAUUCUCCCGAUUAGCCCUUUUGGACAUGGCAGUCAAGCAGGAAGAAGAAGAAAAGCCAUGCGGUCUACAUCAGGAAGAAUCUCAUAUCAUACCAGGAGCCAGCUCAGGGUUCCUGAAUAUUGUUAUCAAGCUGGAAGAAGAAGAAGAAGAAGAAGAAGAAGAUAUAAAAUCAUGUGUCCUCCAUCAACAAGAGACUUUCCCAAGGACUAACUCAGAGAUUGUAGUAAAGGAGGAGGAGGAGGAGGAGGAAGGGGAGCCAUGCAGCCAGGGAUCUGAAGACAGUGGAAGCAUUGCUAGCAGCCAGCCAGCAGAUACGUGGACCAAAACAAAGAUAAGUGUGAUACCAGAUCUUCUCAGACAAGAGCAAAGCCAUUCAAGAGAGGAAAGUUCUGCCAGAGACAAACUCUACACAUGUGCCAUUUGUGGGAAACAAUUUGCUCAAAAGAUGAUGCUUACGUACCACCAGCAGGUCCACAUAGGAGAGAAACCAUACAAAUGCCAAGAAUGUGGAAAAUGCUUUUCUCACAACUCACACCUUGGGAGCCACCAGAAAGUCCACAUAGGACAAAAACCCCACAAGUGCCAGGAGUGUGGGAAAUGUUUUACCCGCAAUUCACAACUUGUGAUGCAUCAGACCAUCCACACAGGAGAGAAGCCACAUAAGUGCCAAGAGUGUGGGAAACGUUUUGCUCGGAUCUCAAGCCUCGUGAUCCACAGAAGAGUUCACACAGGAGAGAAACCCUACAGAUGUCAGGAGUGUGGGAAAUGCUUUGCGCAUGGCUCGCACCUUGUGAUGCAUCAGACGGUCCAUACAGGGGAGAAACCCCACAAAUGCCAAGAGUGUGGAAAGUGUUUUGCUCGUAUUUCAAACCUUGCGAUUCACCAGAGAGUUCACACAGGAGAGAAACCAUAUACCUGCCAGGAGUGUGAGAAAUGCUUUGCUUACAAGUCGGAUCUUGUGAAACACCAGAGAGUCCACACAGGAGAGAAACCCUAUAAAUGCCAGAAAUGUGGGAAGUGUGUUGCUUUUAUUUCAGCCCUUAUGAGCCACGAGAGAGUCCACACAGGAGAGAAACCUUACAAAUGCCAAGAGUGUGGGAAAUGUUUUGGUCAGAAUUCACACCUUGUGAAGCACCAGCGGAUCCACACGGGAGAGAAACCCUACAAAUGCCAGGAGUGUGGGAAGAGCUUUCCUGGCAGUUCCCAACUUGUCACCCACCAGAGAGUCCACACAGGAGAAAAACCAUACAAAUGCCAAGACUGUGGAAGGUGUUUUGCUCAAAAUUCAAUACUUGCCAGACACCAGAAAGUCCACACAGGAGAGAAACCCUACAAAUGCCAGCAAUGUGAGAAAUGCUUUCCCUGCAAUUCAGAGCUGGUCACCCACCAGAGAGUCCACACAGGGGAGAAGCUAUACAAGUGCCAGGAGUGUGUGAAAUGUUUUGCUUAUAGGUCUGACCUUGUGAAGCACCAGAGGGUCCAUACAGGAGAAAAACCUUUCAAAUGCCCCAAGUGUGAAAAAUGCUUUUACUUCAGUUCAGCCCUUUUGAGCCAUGAGAGAAUUCAUACAGGAGAGAGACCAUACAAAUGCCAAGAGUGUGGAAAGAAUUUUGCUUAUAACUCACAGCUUUCCAGGCAUCAGGAAACUCACAUAGGAGAUAAAUCAUCCAAAUGCCAGUAGUAUAAGAAAUGCUUUGCCUGGCAACCCACCAGUAUGUUUACACAAACUACUCCUUUGGAGGCUUUUAUACAGAGGCUGAAUGUGUUGGAGGUGCUUUGUGUUUUCUUGCAUGGCAGGCGAUUGGACUGGAUGGCCCAUGUAAUGUCUUCUAACUCUAUGAUUCUGUGAGAGAAGCAAUGCUUGGAUUGAGAAGCCCUAUAAAUAGAAAACCACAGGAAAAAAAUUGAAACCUCAAAUGUAUCUGCAUAAUGAAUCCGUAACAUGUGAAAUAGCAAAAAUGUACUGUGUACGUAGCAGUAUGUUGUUGUGUUUAACUGCCAAUCAUGUCAACUUCAAUUUAUGGAGAUCCCAUGAAUGAAAGACCUUCAAGUCACCCAUCAUCGACAGUCCUGCUUUGAUCUUGCAAACUCAAGGCUGUUGCUUCUCAGAUUGGGUCUCUUUAU